GAUGAGAAGAAGUAAAACAUCCCGCAUUACCAUGACUCCGAAGUCAAAGUCCACCAAAAAGAAGAAGAAUCAGAGGAUUUUUUAUCAAACCUUCCCUGUAGUGGGAGAGGUUCCCAUAGCCUUCUAUAUCCCUGAGUGAAAGUCAAGAGAAGCUUAUAAAAAGCAAAUAGAAGAUCAUGGAGGAAUAGUUAUCAACAUUUUUGAACCAUAUAUGUAUCAGAUAAAGAUUGAGCGUAACAAAGUUAAAAAUAAGAACUUCUAUGCAGGCAUUAUAUACUCCUCAAAGCUAAUCGAUGAGUCUAUUAAAGCAGGAAGAAUGAUGAGCUCUCUCGACACUUUCAAAAUUGGGAUGGUCAAGAACGGCAUACCGCACAAAAAUUUACAUAGACAAGGGUAUACUUUUCUAGAAGUUCUUAAGGUUUUCGAACUUGCUGAAUCUAUUAAGAAUUACAAAAAGAUGUUCAAACCUGAAGCUUGGGAAAAGAUUGCUAAUAAGGAUAUCAUCCCAGGGAGACCAGCCAAAAGCUUAGCUCAGACCUUUAAAAAGUUUAAGAAAGUUGGUAAAGAGGCUGCUCUUAAAGAAAUACUCAAGAAGGGAAAAUACUCUCAAUACUUCAGUUCUCCUCCAGGAUUUUCAAAGGAAUGCACUAUUGAGAAGACUCCGAGCACUCAGUUUGGAUCGACUACUGACGAAAGCAGAGAAAACCCAGACGAGGAGGAAGAAGAGGCUGAUCAGCAAGAAGAUGACGAUGUAGAGGAAUUUAUUCUUGCAGUUGAUGACCUCGAAAGUGUUCUGGCAUAUAACGAGUCUGAUGAUAUUAGCUACAAUGUCAACAAUAAUAUGAAGAAGAUCAACACAAGAAAUCUUUCUGACAUCUACACUGACAUGGAAGAGAAUCAGUUGAGGCGUGUUACUGGUCACAAAAGAGUUAAAAUUGCAGAGGAUACUGAAAUUUCUAGUCCAAUUUAUGCUUCAGAUGAACUGAUUUAUCAUUGUAAGGAGAAAGAAAGGAUCUCAGUUACUUUUAAACCUCAGGAGAGACUUAGACUUGUCUCUAAAAAUUACAGUAAGAGCAAGAAGUUAGACUUGUUCAGAAUGCUUUACAAUGAAUUGGAAUACCUCUCAAAAAUACAUGCUAUAAAAAUAGACGAUCUUCACAUGCUCUUUUUUGAAGUUUCAUGAGACAUCGGAAGGCUAAAGAAAAUCCUAACCUCCGAAUCUACUUCAGCCCCUAAAAGGUGGGACGAACUAAGCGAUCUCGCAGUCCUUUCCAACUUUAACUCAGUGGAACACAAAGCAUUAUGAAAAGAAAGAGGCCCAACAGAAGUUUCCAAGAGGAAGAGAUUUUUGGAAAGCAGAUAA
Molecule: messenger RNA, 1363 nt
Organism: Moneuplotes crassus
Lineage: Eukaryota; Ciliophora; Spirotrichea; Euplotida; Euplotidae
Source: the annotation of a GenBank genome assembly